This is a messenger RNA of Chroicocephalus ridibundus (black-headed gull), 10024 nucleotides long. RefSeq names its product laminin subunit alpha 2 (gene LAMA2). The record is from RefSeq and is a predicted model, not a curated record. Gene Ontology annotation, cellular component: basement membrane. Gene Ontology annotation, biological process: tissue development; motor neuron axon guidance; regulation of cell migration. The transcript is spliced from 65 exons. Gene Ontology annotation, molecular function: signaling receptor binding; extracellular matrix structural constituent. NCBI's taxonomy places the organism in Eukaryota, Metazoa, Chordata, Aves, Charadriiformes, Laridae. Bases 73 to 9909 code for a protein of 3278 amino acids.
UCGGGUGGCGGCAGUUCACUCGCCUGGCUGGCCCGGGGCGGGACGAGACAGCAGCUCGGCUGCCUAGGAGCCAUGGCACGGGGAAGUUUGCCGCUCCUCCUGCUCCUGGCGGCGCUCGGCAGCCGAGGCCAGCCGCCGCCGCCGCCGCAAAGAGGGUUGUUUCCCGCAGUGCUGAACCUGGCUACUAAUGCUCUCAUCACAACCAACGCUACCUGUGGAGAAAAGGGUCGGGAAAUGUACUGCAAACUUGUUGAACAUGUACCUGGACAGCCUGCAAGGAACCCUCAGUGCCGUAUUUGUGAUCAAAGGAGCAGAGUUCCCCAUCAACGACAUCCGAUAACAAAUGCAAUUGAUGGCAAGAACACUUGGUGGCAAAGCCCUAGUAUCCAGAAUGGAAUUGAAUAUCAUUAUGUGACCAUUACAUUGGACCUCCAACAGAUUUUCCAGAUUGCGUAUGUUAUUGUGAAAGCAGCUAACUCACCUCGACCUGGGAAUUGGAUAUUAGAGCGUUCGCUGGAUGGUGUAGACUAUCAACCAUGGCAGUAUUAUGCGAUCACGGACAGUGAGUGCCUGACACGUUACAACAUCCACCCUCGUCCUGGAACUCCAUCCUAUAUAAAAGAUGAUGAAGUAAUAUGCACUUCUUAUUAUUCCAAAAUCCACCCUCUGGAGAAUGGGGAGAUUCACACUUCUCUAAUUAAUGGACGGCCUAGUGCUGAUGAUCCUUCGCGUGUAUUGUUAGAAUUCACCUCUGCUCGCUUUAUUCGCCUGAGAUUUCAGAGGAUACGGACACUAAAUGCUGACUUAAUGAUGUUCGCACACAAAGAUCCAAAUGAAAUUGAUCCCAUUGUUACAAGGAGGUAUUACUAUUCCAUAAAAGAUAUCUCUGUUGGAGGCAUGUGUAUAUGUUCAGGCCAUGCGAAGGCUUGUCCACUGGAUCCAGCGACCAAUAAAUCCAUCUGUCAGUGUGAGCACAACACAUGCGGAGAGACAUGUGAUCGGUGUUGUCCUGGUUUCAAUCAAAAGCCUUGGCAUGCUGGCACUUUCCUGGUUAAGCAUGAAUGUGAACCAUGCAACUGCCAUGGGAAGACUGAGGAGUGUUACUAUGAUCAGGAUGUUGCAGACAGAAAUCAGAGUUUGAAUGUCCACGGAGAAUACAUUGGGGGCGGAGUGUGUGUGAACUGUACAAGCCACACCGGUGGCAUAAACUGCGAGACAUGUGUCGACGGUUACUUCAGACCUAAAGGGGUAUUGGCAGAUAGCCCAGAUCCAUGCCAGCCGUGUUCCUGUGAUCCAAAUGGGUCUUUACAUGAUACCUGUGUCAAAGACGAGAAACAUGCAGAAGGAGAUAUGUUGCCUGGUUUCUGUCACUGCAAGACUGGCUAUGCAGGAGAGAGCUGCAACAGGUGUGCCUUGGGUUACAUGGGAUACCCUGAGUGCCUGCCCUGCAACUGCUCGGUGAAAGGCAGUGCGAAUGUUGACCCUUGUGUAGGUCCCUGCACCUGCAAGGAACAUGUUGAAGGAGAAAACUGUGAUCGUUGCAAACCGGGUUUCUUCAAUCUGCAGCAAAAUAAUCCCAAAGGCUGUGAGGAAUGUUUCUGCUCUGGGAAAACAAACGUCUGCACACACUCUCACCUUACCUACAGAAGUAUAGAAGACAUGAAUGGAUGGUAUCUGACUGGCUUACCGGGUCUCAUCAGAGUUACCCCCAAGCAAAAGAGAUUUGACGGGCAUCAACAGUUUAGCAUCAGCAACGUGGCUGCACGAAAAGUACUGCCACAAACUUAUUAUUGGAGUGCACCCAGUUCUUACUUGGGCAACAAAGUAGCAGCAGCUGGAGGACAUCUCAAAUUUACAGUCUCCUAUGACUUCACAGAGAAAGAAGAGACAGUUCAAUUGAUGGUUCAAUCUGAUGUCAUCAUAGAGGGAGGUGACUUGAGAAUCAGCACUCCAAAAGAGGGGAUUCACCUGCAGCCUUCUGAAGAGCACACUGAAGAAAUUUUGCUGAAACCAGAAUCUUUCUCCGUGCAUGGCACUGAUGUUCCUGUCAGCAGGAGGGAGUUCAUGACUAUCCUUGCAAAUGUAAAGAGGAUCCUCAUAAGAGCCACAUACAGCUAUGGGAUGAAUGCCAUCUACAGACUACGAAGCGUUAGCAUUGAAGCUGCUGACCACACUUCAACUGGGAGAAAGGUGGCAUCUGCAGUGGAGUUAUGUGACUGUCCCCCGGGGUAUGAUGGUACCUCGUGUGAGUUUUGCUGGCCUCGACACAGGCGUGUGAAUGGCACAAUUUUUGGUGGGGUCUGUGCACCGUGUACAUGCUUUGGUCAUGCAGAAUUCUGUGAUGAUAUCACAGGGGAAUGCCUGGAUUGCCAACACAACACAGGUGGUUCAUAUUGUGAUAGAUGUCUUCCUGGCUUCUAUGGUGAUCCUACAAGAGGGACAGCUGAAGACUGUCAGUUGUGUGCUUGCCCCCUAAAUAUACCUUCUAACAACUUUAGCCCGACAUGCCAUUUUGACCGAAGUCGUGGAUUAAUAUGUGAUGAAUGCCCAGCUGGGUACGUGGGACCACGCUGUGAAAGGUGUGCAGAAGGCUAUUUUGGACAACCUCUAAUACCAGGGGGAUCAUGCCAGCCAUGCCAGUGUAAUGACAACCUUGACUUCUCCAUUCCUGGCAGCUGUGACAGCUUGUCUGGUGCUUGUCUGAUAUGUAAGCCAGGUACAACAGGCCAAUAUUGUGAGAGGUGUGCUGAUGGAUAUUUUGGCGAUGCUCUUGAUGCAAGGAACUGUCAACCCUGUCACUGUCACAUCAAUGGCUCCUUCUCAGAAAUCUGUGACUCUCGGACAGGCCAGUGCCAGUGUAAAGCCAACGUGAUUGGGCGCCGGUGCGAUGUCUGCCAGCCCAGCUACUUCUGGGCCCCAGAAAAGCUGUUUUGUAUACCCUGUGGCUGCAGUGCUUUAGGAUCCGUAUCACUGCAAUGUGAUAUGUCAGGAAGAUGUAUCUGCAAAUCAGGAUUCAUGGGCAGACGCUGUGAGAUCAGCAGACAGGUGCCUAAAUUGAAAGAAAAUGCACGAAGGAGUCAGCAGAUCCGAGUCCCACCUCGGAGAUGGGGCAUCAGCAGUGCCAGUGGGUGCCCACGGGGUGCUUACCGGCCUGCUACUCUGCCUGAAACAUUUGGCUUACAGUCUUCAGGAGGAUGUGUUCCCUGCAACUGCAACUCUUUUGGUUCCAAGUCCUUUGACUGCGAUGGAGAUGGACAGUGUUAUUGCCAGCCUGGAGUGACAGGAAAGAAGUGUGACCGCUGUGCUCAUGGAUUUUACAACUUUGAAGAAGGAGGCUGUACUCCCUGUGAGUGUUCACGUUUUGGUAAUAACUGCGAUCCCAUCAGUGGCCGCUGUAUCUGCCCUCCUAAUACUGUUGGCGAGAUGUGUGACAAAUGUGCACCAAAUUCCUGGGGCCAUGACCUUGUCAGUGGCUGCAAGCCCUGUGACUGCAGCCUCAUUGGAGCCCUGAGUUCUCAGUGUGACUUAAACACAGGCUGUUGCUUCUGCCGCCCUGAAUUCUCUGGGGAUAAAUGCACCGAGUGCAGGUCGGGUUACUGGAAUUAUCCGCAAUGUGUUGCUUGUCAGUGCUUCCUGGCAGGGACUGAUCCACAGAGCUGUGAUACAGAGUUGGGGAAGUGCUCGUGCAUUGAUCAUACUGGCCAAUGCAGCUGCAAGGUUAAUGUGGAAGGUGUCCACUGUGACAGGUGCAAGUCUGGUACAUUUGGUCUCUCUGCCAGAAACCCACUUGGCUGCAGCAGUUGCUAUUGCUUUGGCCUGACUACACAGUGCAGUGAGGCAAGGGGGCUGAUUCGCAUGUGGGUUACCUUGAAGCCAGAGCAAAUGAUUCUACCACUGGUGGAUGAGAAGCUUCAGCGCAGCACUCUUUCAGGGAUUGCAUUCCAGCCUCCUGAAAUAGUAGCAAAUAUAGAACAGGUGAUGCAGGAUCUUCGGUCAGAACCUGUUUACUGGAGACUUCCAGAGCAGUUUGAGGGACGAAAGUUGACUGCUUAUGGAGGGAAACUGAAAUAUGCAAUCUACUUUGAAGCACGAGAAGAAACAGGUUUUACUACUUACUACCCACAAGUCAUCAUAAGAGGUGGGCCCCCCACCAAUACAAGAAUUAUUGUCCGGCAUAUGGCUGCCCCUUUAAUUGGGCAGCUGACAAGGCAUGAGAUAGAGAUGACAGAGCAUGAAUGGGUAUAUUACGGUGAUGACCAAAGACUCAGAAACACUGUGUCCUGGGAAUAUUAUCAUGAUGACUCAGGUGUCAACAGGACGGUGUCCCAGGCAGAUUUCACAUGGAAGUAUUAUGGAGAUGACUCAAGACCAAGUAGAGCUGUAACCCGGGAAGACUUCCUGAGUGUGUUGUACGAUGUUCAUUACAUUCUCAUUAAGGCAACUCAUGGCAAUAUCAUGAGGCAGAGCAGGAUUUCUGAGAUCGCCAUGGAAGUUGCUGAAGCCGGCACUGUGUCUGGGAUGACUCCUCAGGCUUACCUGAUUGAGAAAUGUGACUGCCCAUUGGGUUAUUCUGGUUUGUCUUGUGAGUCAUGCUCUCCAGGAUUUUAUAGGCUUCCAUCUUCACCUGCGGGAAGGACACCUGCUCAGCCCUUAGGUGCCUGUGUUGUAUGUCAGUGUCAUGGACACAGUACUAUGUGUGACCCUGAAACAUCGAUUUGUCAGAAUUGUCAGCACAAUACUGCUGGUCACCACUGUGAGAGAUGUGCGCUGGGAUUUUAUGGCAUUGUCCAAGGCUCUCCGAAUGACUGUCAGCCUUGUGCUUGUCCCCUGUCUAUUUCUAGUAACAAUUUUAGCCCUUCUUGUGUUGCGGAAGGACCUAGUGAUUACCGGUGUACUGCAUGCCCACCUGGAUAUGAAGGCCAGUACUGUGAAAGAUGUUCUUCUGGCUACAUGGGAAAUCCACAGGCUCCGGGAGGCUCGUGCCAGGAAUGUGAGUGUGAUCGAUACGGUUCCCUGCCUGUCCCCUGUGACCCUGUCACUGGACAGUGCACUUGCAAGCCUGGAUUCACAGGGUGGAAGUGUGUUGGCUGUGAACAUCGGCAUGCACGUGAUGGCAUGAAAUGCAUUUCUUGUGAUGAUGAAUGCACAGGACUCCUUCUCAGUGACCUGGAUCGGUUAAACCAGAUGAUCCUGAGUGUUAACCUUAGUGGUCCACUGCCUGCUCCAUAUAAAAUAUUGCAUGGUUUUGAGAACAUGACACAGGAAUUAAAGCAUUUGCUUUCACCUCAGCGAGCACCAGAGAGACUUCUUCAGCUAGCACAAGAAAAUCUGGAUACCCUGGUGACAGAAAUGGAUGAACUACUGACAAGAGCUACCAAGGUGACAGCAGAUGGUGAGCAAACCAGGCAGGAUGCUGAGAGGACUAAUGACAGAGCGAAAUCUCUUGGACAGUUCGUCAAAGGCAUUCUCCAAGCUGCUGAAGCUGCAAAUGAAGAUGCUAUAAAACUGAACGAGACACUCAGAACCUAUGACGAGACCUUGGAGAAGGGUCUUCCAGAGCUGCAGAGUGAGGCCGAAAGAAUGAUUGCAGCGUUGAGAAACAGAGCGCUGAAUAUGCAAGAAAGAAUAGCUCAAGAUGAGUUAAAGAAUGCAGAAGAUCUUUUGGACAAGGUGAAGAAAUUAUUUGGUGAGCCCAGUGAGAAAAAUGAGGAUCUCAAAAAUGAGGUCCGGGACAAGCUAGCAAACUACCACACCAAAGUUGACGAUGCUCGAGAUCUGCUAAGAGAAGCUACAAGUAAAAUUAGGGAGGCUGAUCGUUUAUCUGCAGUCAACCAAAAAAAUAUGACCAUGGUAGAGAAAAAGAAGCAAGCUGUGGAAGAUGGCAGGCAAGAUGUUGAGAAGAGCCUGCAGGAAGGGAAUGAUGUCCUUAAUGCAGCCAACAAACUUGCAAAUGAAAUCAGCUUAGCUGUAGAGUAUGUAGAAGGAGUUGCAGAUAAGAUACAGCCAAUGUCUGAUCAGCUGAAGGAUAAAAUAGAUGACUUAUCACAAGAAAUUCGUAACAGGAUGCUUCCAGAAAAGGUGUUGCAAGCUGAGAACCAUGCAGCCCAGCUGAAUGAAUCAUCUGCAAUACUGGAUGGAAUCCUCGAUGAAGCCAAAAACAUCUCUUUCAAUGCCACACUUGCUUUCAACGCAUACACUAACAUCAAGGAUUACACAGAUGAAGCUGAAAAAGUUGCCAAGGAAGCCAAGGCUCUUGCAAAUGAAGCUAUGCAAGCGACAUCUGGUCCUCAAGGAUCGUUGAAGGAUGGUGCCAAGAGCUCUCUUCAGAAAAGCUUCCGGGUCCUUAAUGAAGCCAACAUGUUAGAAAAUGAUGUUAAAGAAAAGGGGAACAACCUGGCCAGCAUGCAGAACAGGCUGAAAGACGCUGAUGAGAAUAAUUCCAUCCUCCUGAGAGUUUUGAAUGAAACCUUGGGAAAGCUGUCAGCCAUUCCUAACGAUACAGCUAUAAAGGUUCAGGCAGCCAAAGACAAAGCAAGACAAGCCAAUGAUACUGCAAAUGACGUCCUGGCCCAGAUUAAAGACCUUAACCAGAAUCUCCUGGUCCUGAGAAACAACUACAGUAAACUUGCAGAUGACGUGGCAAAAACAAAUGCCGUUGUGAAGGAUCCUAUGAAGAACAUUGCUGAUGCAGAUUCCAGUAUUAAAACCCUAGAAAAGGAAGCAGAUCGCCUGCUAGAUAAAAUCAAGCCAAUCAAAGAACUUCAGGAUAACUUAGGGAAAAACAUUUCUCAGAUAAAAGAGCUGAUAAACCAAGCUCGGAAGCAAGCCAAUUCGAUCAAAGUGUCCGUGUCCUCUGGAGGCAAUUGUAUUCGCACAUACAGACCAGAAAUAAAGAAGGGAACAUACAACACCGUCAUUGUCAAUGUGAAGACUCUAGUUGCUGACAAUCUGCUUUUUUACCUUGGAAGUGCCAAGUUUACUGACUUCUUGGCCAUAGAGAUGCGCAAAGGCAAGGUGAGCUUCCUGUGGGAUGUGGGAUCUGGUGUUGGACGGGUUGAGUAUCCAGAUCUGACCAUUGAUGAUGGGUUUUGGUACCGGAUUGAAGCCUCUAGGACUGGGAAAAAUGGCACAAUAUCAGUGCGAGCUCUGGAUGGUCCUAAAGCCAGCAUUGUGCCAGCCACAUUCACUGCGGUCUCUCCACCUGGAUAUACCAUUCUGGAUGUAGAUGCUAAUGCCGUGCUGUUUGUUGGUGGUUUAACUGAAAAAAUAAAGAAGUCAGAUGCUGUAAGAGUCACCACCUUCACUGGCUGCAUGGGCGAGACCUUUCUAGACAGCAAGCCCAUAGGACUGUGGAAUUUCAGGGAUAUUGAAGGUGACUGCAAAGGGUGUGCCGUCAGUCCACAGGUGGCAGAUGGUGAAGGGACAGUCCAGUUCGAUGGCGAAAGCUAUGCCAUGGUGAGCCGCCCAAUCCGCUGGAACCCCAAUAUUUCCACAGUCAUGUUCAAAUUCAGGACCUUCUCAUCAAACGCCCUGCUGAUGUAUCUUGCUACUGAUGACUUGAAGGAUUUCAUGAGUGUUGAACUCAGUGGUGGGCGUAUAAAAGUCAGCUACGACCUAGGUUCAGGUACAGCUUCUGUUAUCAGCAACCAAAAUCAUAAUGAUGGCAAAUGGAAAUCUUUCACCCUGUCAAGAAUUCAGAAGCAAGCCAACAUAUCAAUUGUAGACAUAGACACCAACGAAGAAGAGACCUUAGCAACAACUUCUGCAGGCAGCCACUUUGGACUCAACUUAAAAGGGCAUGAGAAAAUAUAUUUUGGGGGAUUGCCAACCCUGAGAAAUCUAAGGCCUGAAGUGAACAUAAAGAAAUACACAGGUUGCCUCAAAGAGAUUGAAAUUUCAAGGACACCGUAUAAUAUAUUGAGUAGUCCUGAUUUUGUUGGUCUAACCAAAGGAUGCACACUAGAGAACAUUUAUACAGUUAGCUUCCCCAAGCCAGGUUUUGUGGAACUGCAGCCUGUUUCCUUUGACGUGGGCACAGAAAUCAACCUCUCCUUCAGCACCAAGAAUGAGUCUGGGAUCAUCUUGUUUGGCACAAGUGGCACGGUUGUCCCUCCCAGGAGAAAGCGCAGGUUUACUGGAAGGAAAGCUGCCCCUCCGAGGAGAAAGCGCAGACAGACGGGACAGGCCUACUAUGCAGUGUUCCUGAACAGAGGUCGACUAGAAGUGCAUAUCUCCACUGGGGUACGGGAUCCCCACAGAAUCACCAUCAAACCAGAAGCUGGCGAGUUUCACGACGGCAGAGCACACUCCAUCCGGAUAGAGAGAGCUAAAGGGAUGUUCACUGUUCAAGUAGAUGAGGACAAAGUCCAGACUCAGAGAUUGCCAACGGACCAGCCCAUCUCUGUUAAGAAACUCUUCGUGGGGGGUACUUCUUCUCAGUUUCAGACUGCACCUCUCAGAAACAUACCACCAUUUGAGGGCUGUAUAUGGAAUCUUGUCAUUAAUGCCACCCCCAUGGACUUCGCUCAACCCGUGUCCUUUGAAAAUGCGGAUAUUGGCCAAUGUCCCUCUCUAGAACCGGAGGUUAGGCCACCUGAGGAUGAAUAUAAACCAAUCCAUACAACAGUUCUGAUCCAACCUGAAUCAGACACUAAUGGGGAGAAAGAAAGACCAAGGACGACUCCUGCUUCCCCUCCUCCUCCACCAUCUCUAUCUUCAUCACUUGAUUCGCUUGCCACUGAAAUGAAGAGCGCCAGCAUUACUUCUGCAUUUGACUCCAUGACGGACUCCUGUGCCGCUGACACAGAACCCGCCAUUUUGGAAGGUGGCAAGCAAUUUGGUCUUUCAAGAAACAGCCACAUUGCAGUUGCAUUUGAUGACACCAAAGUGAAAAACAGACUUACAAUUGAAUUUGAAGUCCGAACAACGGCUGAUUCUGGCUUGAUGUUUUAUAUGGCCCGCAUCAACCAUGCUGAUUUUGCUACAGUCCAGCUAAAGAAUGGGCUGCCUUACUUCAGCUAUGAUCUGGGGAGUGGAGACACCAACACAAUGAUUUCCAACAAAAUAAAUGAUGGCCGGUGGCACAAGAUUAAAGUCAUUCGAACCAAGCAAGAAGGAAACCUUAUAGUAGAUGAUGUUUCAAACAGAACUGUUAGCCCCAAGAAGGCUGAUAUAUUGGAUGUUGUAGGAAUGCUGUAUGUUGGAGGAUUGCCCAUUAACUACACAACUAGAAGAAUUGGCCCGGUCACCUAUAGCAUCGACGGCUGCAUCAGAAGUUUUAAAAUGACAGAGUCACCUGUUGACCUGGAUAAUCCAACUUCCAGCUUCAAUGUUGGAAAAUGCUUUGUCACUGCACAGAAAGGAACAUACUUCGAUGGAACAGGCUUUGCCAAAACAGUUGGUGCAUACAAAGUGGGAACAGACCUGCUCGUGGAAUUUGAAUUCCGUACAACACGAACGAAUGGUGUUCUCCUAGGAGUCAGCAGCCAAAAAAUGGAUGGGCUGGGCAUCGAGUUAGUUGACGGAAAGGUGAUGUUUCACGUUGACAAUGGUGCAGGCCGAUUCUCUGCUAUCUAUGAGCCCGAUGCACCAGGCAGCUUGUGUGACGGACAGUGGCACAAGGUUCUUGCAAACAAGAUCAAACACCGCUUAGAGCUGACUGUGGAUGGCAGACAGGUGGACGGCAACAGCCCAAACAGGGCCUCCACCUCAGCAGACACCAACGACCCUGUCUAUGUCGGAGGAUAUCCUGAUGGCGUGACCCAGUUUGGGCUGACCACUAAUAUCCGUUUUAAAGGAUGUAUUCGGUUUCUGAAGCUCACCAAGGGUACUGCUAAACCUCAAGAGAUUAACUUCAGCAAAGCUUUGGAGCUGAAGGGUGUUCAACCACUGUCAUGCCCUGCAAACUAACUGUCAUUCAGCUGUUUAUAUAAGCACCUCAGAUUAAGAAAGAAAAAAAAAUCUAUAUAUACAUUGCAUUCAUAAUAAAAUGUCUUUAUGCAAGUAUUUAAGUAGUGUUUGUGGU